GUUGGAGCUGAUGUGUUGCUGAUUCUCCUCCUCUGUCUCCUCUCAGAGGGAGAAGAUGAUCUCCAGGAUCCUGCUGCUCAUCAUCAUCAACUCAUGUCUCUGUGCAGCAACAUUUGUAGUGAAUGUGACACAGAGCUCCUAUCAGGCAGAGGAGAACCACAACAUCACUCUGGAGUGGACCUUCACCACCAGACCUCAGGGAUCCUGGAAAUACCUGUUUAUCUACUGCGACCUAAUCACUGAAAAGAGAAUCUCAGUCCUCUAUCAGGUCAAUGAUGGUGUUGAGGUGUCAGAGUCUCAGGAUGAACAGUUUUCUGGACGAGUCCAGAGUGACAAAGACGUCCUCAGAGAAGGACGAAUCAGACUCCAUGUGUCCAGACUGAGGACUGAAGACUCUGGUCUGUAUGUGUGUGAUGUGAAGACUGAUGGUGGAGUUGACUCUCGAAGAUGUCGACUCAAUGUCUCAGCCGGGAGGAAACAAGCUGAGCCUAAGAGGAAACCUAAAACUCCAACAAAUGGGUGUAAAGGAAGAGUUGGACACUACAAUGGACUGAUAGUAAUACCAGCAGCUCUACUGGCUUUUUCUUGGUUUUUACUUAAAAGCUGUCCGCUAGAAAAACAACAAUUUGAAUUCAAUGAUAACAGGCAACCAAGAGUUCCAAGGAAACAUCACUGGAAGCAGCUUUAUCAAAGAUACAGAAUAAGAGGAAUGUAGAUAUAUACCAUCAACAUAGAAAACUCUCCUUUUAUUAGAUAAUUUUUACUAAGUGAAUAAUUUUACAAUGUAAAUACAGCCUAUAUUUCCAUUUGUACAGAUAAUAUCAUAUAUAGUCAUUUGUUUUUAAAGUGCUUUUUUUUCAAAGGGUAUGAACUGAUAAUGCCACAUGAACAUGUAGACCUUUUGUAGUUAGCAGCGGCUUUGUUAACUACUAGAAAUCUAAAACAGAAUGACGCAGAAAGCACAUAGUUUCCCUCAAAGCUGGUGAGUCCCAUGCUGCUAUUUGCCAGAUAAAUCAGGUAUUAAAUUAAUAAUUGUUUUCAGAUGUUUUAUAGUACAGAGUAAUUGAUCCAGGUGUUUCUUUCUAAAGGAGAAUAAUAUAAGCAGCCUGUGCUUCAUACAGAAGGAACAUUAAGGAAUUAGUAAAACUAUUUUAUAGAGGCUGGAGUUAGAAUAUGUACUAUAACUGUCAGUGAGUGUCAAGCUUAAGUGUUGGUUUGUUAGGACCCAAAUUCAGAGGUAAGGAGGCAGAGGUGAGUUUUGACGACUUAAUAAAUUGUCCAAGGCAAGAGGCAAAAAAAUAUAAUUUUAUUCUGAUAACCAAAAAAACAAGAAAACCUGAAGGAAAACACACAUGGGGAGCAAGAGACGAUGGAGCACCAAAACAACUACAGGAAACCAGUUCUGAGUUCUUCCUCAGUAGAGGAAGUGGCUGAGAGUAGGGUGUUGUCCAAACUCACAUCCAUCAUGGACAACACCUCUCACCCCCUGCACCAGACUGUAGAGGAGCUGAGCAGAUCC
Molecule: messenger RNA, 1519 nt
Organism: Cyprinodon tularosa
Lineage: Eukaryota; Metazoa; Chordata; Actinopteri; Cyprinodontiformes; Cyprinodontidae
Exons: 3
Coding region: 56-715 (219 amino acids)
Biological process (GO): cellular response to lipopolysaccharide; immune response; cell surface receptor signaling pathway
Cellular component (GO): external side of plasma membrane
Source: RefSeq, a predicted model, not a curated record